Rattus rattus (black rat) is the source of this 2588-nucleotide messenger RNA. RefSeq names its product zinc finger protein OZF-like. Lineage: Eukaryota; Metazoa; Chordata; Mammalia; Rodentia; Muridae. The record is from RefSeq and is a predicted model, not a curated record. Gene Ontology annotation, biological process: regulation of DNA-templated transcription.
GGACGUCACGGCAGAAGGACGUCACGCGAGUAGGAAUUAAUGGCAACUCUGACUUCUCUUGACUUCUGUCUUUUCCAGGAACUCUGCGUCAGGACUCCGACCCCAUUCUUGAAGAAAAGAGAAAGGUAGAAAAGAUGGUGGCUGAUUGCCUGACAAAUUGUUACCAGGUCUCAGUAACUUUUGAUGAUGUGGCUGUGGACUUCACCCAAGAAGAAUGGAUUUUAUUGGAUCAAGCUCACAGAGACCUCUACAGAGAGGUGAUGCUGGAGAAUUACCAGAACCUGGCCUCAGCAGGAUGUGAGGUCAUCAAACCCAGUCUGAUCUCCUGGUUGGAGGAAGAGGAUUUGCACAGAGAAGAUCUCCAAGAAUGGGAAAUGCCACUUGGCACCCAAGAGUCAACAUUGCAUCAGGAUUUUUUGAGGGGACAGACUUCCAGUGGAGUACAAACAGGCAGAAGCCACAGUGCACGAGAACUCUGCUACUAUACACAAUGUGGAGAAAUUUUCAGUGAACACUCAUAUUUCAAGACACAUGUGAAAACUCACAGUGCGUGGAACACCGGCCAUCUCACCCACUCAGAUCAUGAUGCAUCUGCUCAAGUGCACACCAUAAAAACGUACCCGUGUAAGAUUUGUGGAAAAGCCUUUGGACGGUCUUCAAAUCUCAACAGACACCUGCGAAGCCACACUGGAGAGAAACCCUAUGAAUGUAAGGAGUGUGGGAAAGCCUUCACUACCUACUCACGGCUAGUGGAACACUUUAGAACUCACACUGGAGAGAAACCGUAUAAAUGCAAGGAUUGUGGGAAAGCCUUUGCUAAGCGGUCAGGCCUUAUAACACAUAUAUCAACCCACGCUUCAGAGAAACCCUUUGCAUGUAAAGAGUGUGGGAAAGCCUUUGCUUCAUCCCCACGCCUUAGUCAGCAUAUAAGAAUUCACAGUGGGGAGAGACCCUACAUAUGUAAGGAAUGUGGGCGAGCCUUCCUCACUUCCUCAUACCUGCGGAACCAUGUAGGAAGAACUCACAGUGGAGAGAGACCCUAUAUAUGUGGAGAAUGUGGAAAAGCCUUCCAUUCUUACUCAAAUCUACGUAGACAUGUAAGAACUCACAGUGGAGAAAGACCCUAUAUAUGCAAGGAAUGUGGAAAGGCCUUCCUCAAUUCCUCAUACCUGCAUAACCAUAUAAGAAAGACGCACAGUGGAGAGAUGCCCCAUAUAUGUGGUGAAUGUGGGAAAGUCUUCCAUGCUUCCUCGUACUUGCGUAGACACUUAAGAACUCACAGUGGAGAGAGACCAUGCAUAUGUAAGGAAUGUGGAAAAGCCUUCCUCAACUCCUCGUACUUACGUAAGCAUCUAACCAUUCACACUGGAGACAAACCCUACGAGUGUAAGGACUGUGGGAAAGCCUACCGGAGGUACAAUCUGCUACACGACCAUUUAAAAACUCAUGAGGUUGAAAAGCCGUUUGAAUGUGAUGUAUGUGGAAAAUCCUUUCAGUACUUCUCAUACCUUACUAAACACAUUCGUAUUCAUACCGGAACAAAACCGUACAAGUGUAAGUACUGUGGGAAAGAUUUCACUACUUCCUCAAGCCGAACUGAACAUAUCCGGACUCACACUGGCGAGAGGCCCUAUGAGUGUACGGAAUGUGAGAAAACCUUCACUUCGUCAUCCAACCUCAUUCACCACGUAAAAAUCCACGCUAGAGAGAAACCUUUUGUUGAGACUGUAGGGAGGAAGCCUACGAUAGGUUUUCCCUACCAACUGAACACCAGUAACUCACGGUGAGCAGUCACUUCAGAUAGACGGAAUGCCAGAAACCCUUCAUCCCCCACGUCUUGGUUUUGUCAGACUGGGACUUACACUACUAAGAAGCCAAGGAAUGUGCAAAAGCCCCCAACUGUGACAGUUUACUCUGAAAACAUGAAAAGAGCUCAUGCUCAAGAUGUCCCAUGAAUUUAAGGAAAUAUUAAAGCCCUCGCUACUUCCCAGGACCUUACUAAAUGUGUGAGGCUUCCCAGUGAGGGAAUCACUGAGUAAGAGUGAUUUACUACAUAAAAGGUUGUAGUUCUCUUAAGUAUUUUAAAAUCACUUGUCCCAGCACUUGAGAAAACCUUUAUGAAGGUAAAGAAUGUUAGAAAGUAACGUGAACUUAAUUCUCGGUGUUUAGUAGCAUUAUAAUCCAUACCCAAGGGAAAUUAACUAUAUGGAAAUUGUAUCCAUGUGUCCGGAAGUGUGGUGUGCUGGCAGCAGUGAGGCCUGUUGGGUAAUACUUAUUUUGAACUUUUGUCCUGAUUCCUGUCCUGAUAGUCCUGGAGUUAUGAUACAUUUUCUUUCCUUCAAACAACACCAUUUCAUCUUGGUUGCUACAGCUUCUGGGUAGUAAGCUGUGUUACAAGGACUUUUGACUAUAAACAUUGUUUAAGUGGUAUAGACUCUGUUCUUGGCUUGCCAACUAUGAAACAUGCUGCUCUCUAGUAGCUUACAGAGCUGAGUUUCAUAAUACAGUCCCCGUGGUCGUUAAGAUGUCCUUGUUCCCUUUUCACAACAUUUAGAUGAAAGGUGACAUAAAUAAAUAAGCAAACAAGC